Molecule: messenger RNA, 15501 nt
Organism: Doryrhamphus excisus (bluestripe pipefish)
Lineage: Eukaryota; Metazoa; Chordata; Actinopteri; Syngnathiformes; Syngnathidae
Gene: csmd2
Product: CUB and Sushi multiple domains 2
Source: RefSeq, a predicted model, not a curated record
AAGGAGAAGGUCUGCAGUCUGAUCUUGCGUGAGCCGAGACGACGCUGUCAGACUGAUCACCCUGCAACCUGGGAAUAACUACAAACUGCAGAUUGCUCUUCAACGCAACAAGGUCGCGUCGUUUCCGCCGCACACGGACGCUGGGUCGAGAACUUUCAUGUUUUUUUUUCUUCCCUCGCUCGGAUCUGGAUCCUCCGUUGAUGUUGCAUAGUUGAAGGUGGAUUAUCAUGCCUGCUAAUGGUGACUGUCUGGAGACGUGUUUAGGUGGUGCGCGACAACUCGCGGGAGGCAUGUUCUGGUUUUGACGUGCCUGCAUGCGUGGAGCAGACGAGGGAUUGUCGUGAUUUUUACGCGUGUGGAGGAAACCAGCCCCCUUCUCUCUCGUAUCCCCCAGGUGUGAAAUAUAUCCCUCAUGCCUGAAUGACAUGGUUCAGUCCAGCUACGCGAUCCGAGCCUCCUCCAUGCAUUGGGAUUUUUCCCGAGUGAAUAACCCCUUUUUGAGCAUCUGAGAAGUAACACUGUAGAGAAGCUUUAUCAUGGACAGCGCUUGGAGUCAGGACGGGGCACCUGAGAGGAGACCGGAAUGCUCACGUACCCAGAAUGGGACCAACAUUGGGAUUUUUGCUGUCAUGAGAGGGGGACAGUGGAGCUGGGUGAUGCUUCUGCUUUAUAUGGGGCUGCUGAGCGCCUCGGCAAAGGGUCAGAACUGCAGCUACACACUACACAGUCCCAAUGGGACGAUAGAAAGCCCCGGCUACCCAUACGGUUAUCCCAACUAUGCCAACUGCACGUGGGUGAUUGUAGCAGCUGAGCAUAACCGGAUACAGCUGGUGUUUCAAGGCUUUGCCCUGGAGGAGGACUUUGACAUCUUGUCCGUUUAUGACGGGCCAUCCAGUCCGGGGAACCUACGGACAAGGUUAACGGGGUUCCAGCUGCCAUCGCCUAUUGUAAGCACAGGCUCCAGGCUCACUUUGUGGCUACUAUCUGACUACGCAGUGAGCGGCCAGGGAUUUAAAGCAUCCUAUGAAGCUUUGCCCAGCUACACGUGUGGUAAUCCUGGGCUGCUUCUCAACGGCCAUCAACAAGGGUCCACGUUCAACAUCGGAGACAAAAUACGCUACAGCUGCAACACAGGCUACGUAUUGGAGGGUCAUACCACCUUGUCCUGCCUCGCCACUUCAGCUGGAACUGCGGCAUGGGAUUUCCCCCUUCCCUACUGCAGAGCGGACGACGGGUGUGGAGGUACACUUCGAGGACAGAGCGGGGUGAUCACCACUCCCAAUUAUCCUGCUGAGUACCACAAUAAUGCUGACUGCACUUGGACCGUGCUAGCCGAGCCAGGAGACACCAUCGCCCUGGUCUUCUCUGACUUUCAGCUGGAGGACGACUACGACCUGCUGGAGGUCAGCGGCACAGAGGGUUCGUCGCAGUGGUUCACCGGCCCCAACCUUCCCUCACCCAUUAUUAGCAGCAAGAACUGGCUUCGUCUGCAUUUUACAUCAGAUGGCAACCAUAAGAUGAAAGGUUUCAGUGCCCAGUACCAAGUCAAGAAGAUGACUGAACUGAAGUCCCGAGGUGUAAAGAUGUUGCCGACCAAAGACAACUACCACAAGCUAUCAGUGUUGUCUCAAAUGGGUGUGGCCCAAGGACACAACAUGUGUCCCGACCCUGGCAUCCCAGAUCGUGGCAAAAGAAAAGGUUCAGACUUCAGGCGCGGAGCCACCGUGCAUUUCUCCUGCGACGAGGGCUACGAGCUGCAGGGCUCCAAGAGCAUCAGCUGUCUCAGAGUGACUGACAGCUAUGUGGGCUGGAGUGACGAGCGGCCCAUCUGCAGAGCCCCAAUGUGUGGUGGUCAACUAAAAGGCCCUGGUGGUGUCAUCACAUCCCCAAACUACCCAGUCCAGUACGACAACAAUGCCAACUGCACUUGGGUCAUCACAGCGACAGACAUGUCUAAGGUGAUCAAGCUGACUUUUGAGGAUUUUGACCUGGAGCGAGGCUACGACACGCUGACAGUGGGAGACGGCGAGGUGGUGGGGGACCAGAAGACAAUCUUUCAUGUCCUGUCCGGUACUACUACUCCAGACCUUGUGGUGAGCACCAGUCACCAGAUGUGGCUCAAUUUCAAAACAGACGACACGAGUGGCUCUCUGGGCUUCAAGGUGUCUUAUGAAGAGAUUGACCAAGGCAGCUGUGGUGACCCAGGCAUCCCUGCUUAUGGCAAACGAGAGGGGACGGGUUUCCGUCACGGGGACAGGCUGUACUUUGAGUGUCUGCCUGCAUUUGAGCUGGUGGGCAAGAAGAACAUCACCUGCCAGAAGAACAACCAGUGGUCUGCCAAGAAACCCAGCUGUGUUUUUUCCUGUUUCUUCAACUUCACCACACCCUCUGGAGUGCUACUGUCCCCAAACUACCCGCAAGAGUACGGCAACAACAUGCACUGUGUUUGGCUGAUCAUAACCAACCCUGAAAGCCGAAUUAACCUGGCCUUCAAUGACCUAAGCAUGGAGAAACAGUUUGACUUCCUCUCUAUUAAGGACGGGGGAAAGGCUGAGUCUCCCAUCUUGGGCACCUUCUCUGGUGAUGUCCUUCCUCCUCCCAUAACAACCAGUGCCCAUGUAGCACGCCUGGAGUUCUUGACCGACCACACCUACACAAAUAGAGGCUUUAACAUCACUUUCACGACAUUUCGCCACAAUGAGUGCCCCGAUCCGGGAGUCCCAGUGAACGGGAAGCGCUUUGGCGAAAGUCUUCAACUGGGAAGUUCCAUCUCCUUCCUGUGUGAGGAGGGAUUCGUCAAGACCCAUGGCUCACAAACAAUAUCCUGCAUCCUCAAGGAUGGCAACGUGGUGUGGGACAAUGCUGUUCCACGCUGUGAAGCUCCCUGUGGGGGGGAUCUGAAGGCUCCCAGUGGGAUCAUCCUAUCUCCUGGCUGGCCAGAACUCUAUAAGGAGGCCCUUAACUGUGAAUGGAUCAUUGAAGCUCCUCCAGGCUACCCCAUCAAGAUCAUCUUCGACAAGUUCCGCACUGAGGUCAACUAUGAUGUCCUGGAGGUCCGCGAUGGUCGUUUUCCUUCUUCACCACUGAUUGGAAGUUACCAGGGAACUCAGGUUCCCCAGUUUCUCAUCAGUACCUCCAACUUCCUGUAUCUUCUCUUCUCCACCGACAAGAGCCACUCCGACAUCGGCUUCCGAAUACGCUACGAAACCUUGCAGCUACAGUCGGAUCACUGCGUGGACCCUGGCAUACCUGUCAACGGACAACGGCACGGCAACGACUUCUAUGUGGGCGCUCUGGUGACAUUUAGCUGUGACGCCGGGUACACGCUUAGUGAUCCGGAGCCUCUAGAAUGUGAACCCAAUUUCCAGUGGAGCCGCCCGCUGCCGAGCUGCGAUGCACUGUGUGGCGGUUACAUCCACGGCAACGUCGGCACCAUCUUGUCUCCAGGAUUCCCAGACUUCUACCCGCACAACCUCAACUGUACUUGGAUCAUCGAGACCUCCCAUGGCAAAGGCGUCCAGUUUACCUUCCACACCUUCCAUCUGGAGAACCCUCACGACCACUUGUUGGUGACAGAGAAUGGCAGCUUCUCUCAGCCCUUGUGGAGACUGACGGGCUCCACACUGCCGCCGCCUCUGAGUGCCGGCCUGUUUGGGAACUACACGGCUCAGAUUCGCUUUCUGUCCGACUUUUCUGUUUCCUAUGAAGGGUUCAACAUCACUUUCUCUGAGUAUGAUUUGGAGCCAUGCGAAGAUCCAGGAAUCCCACCCUAUAGCACCAGAAAGGGCCUUCAGUACGGGGUGGGAGAUACACUCAUCUUUUCCUGUUUCCCGGGUUACCGACUUGAGGGUCCUGCGAGGGUGGUGUGUUUAGGGGGCAGGAGGCGGGUGUGGAGCUCCCCUCUGCCAAGGUGUGUUGCUGAAUGCGGCUCCUCCGUGACUGGCAUGCAAGGGGUACUGCUCUCCCCCAACUACCCUGGUUACUAUGGCAACAACCAUGAGUGCAUCUACUCCAUCCAGACGCAGCCAGGCAAAGGGAUCCAGCUUCGAGCUCGAGACUUCCGACUGGAGGAGGACGAUGUGCUUAAAGUGUUUGAUGGCAGCAGCAAUACGGCUCGUCUGCUCGGAGUGUUUACGGACAGCGAAAUGCUUGACACAACCCUGAACUCCACAUCCAGCUCCAUGUGGCUGGAGUUUAUCAGCAAUGCAGACAAUACCAGUAAAGGCUUUGAGCUACACUUCACUAGCUUUGAGCUGGUGAAGUGUGAAGAUCCAGGCGUCCCCCAGUUUGGCUACAAGCGAGAAGACAAGGGUCAUUUUGCUGGGAGCACUGUGUCGUACAGCUGUGACCCCGGCUAUACCCUAAAAGGCCCAGAAGUGCUCACCUGCCUGAGGGGGGAGAGGAGGGCGUGGGACAGCCCUCUCCCGCUCUGUGUCGCUGAAUGCGGGGGUACCAUCAAAGAUGAGCCCACUGGUCGGAUUCUGUCUCCAGGCUACCCAGCUCCGUAUGAACACAACCUGCACUGCGUGUGGACCAUUGAGGCCACGCCAGGAAGCACUAUUAGUCUGCAUUUCCUGGUUUUCCACACUGAAGAGAUCCAUGACGUGCUUCGCAUCUGGGAUGGUCCCCAAGAUGGAGGAGUGUUGCUGAGGGAAUUGAGCGGCUCUGCGUUGCCGCCGGAUGCCCACAGCACUUUCAACACCAUCAGCCUGCAGUUCACCACUGACUUCUUCACCAGCAAGCAGGGCUUUGCACUGCAGUUCUCUGUCUCUACCGCUACCUCGUGCAAUGACCCCGGAAUGCCGACUAAUGGGACACGCGGCGGUGACAGCAGGGAACCAGGGGACCAUGUGGUUUUCCGGUGUGACCCGGGCUACGUCCUGCAGGGGGCCAACAAGAUCACCUGCACUGAGAUCAACGGUCGCUACUUCUGGCAGCCGGACCCUCCCACUUGCACAGCUCCAUGUGGAGGCAACCUGAGCGGUCCCAGCGGGCUGAUCCUUUCUCCGGAUUAUCCCGAACCAUACCCUCAUGGGAGAGAGUGUGAUUGGACCGUUACCGUCACAGAAGACUAUGUCAUCGCCCUCAGCUUCAACCAAUUCAGCUUGGAGCCCAGUUAUGACUUCCUGCAUAUCUAUGACGGACCAGACUCCCUCAGCCCCUUGCUCGGAAGCUUUUACGGCGCAGAUGUACCCGAUAGAAUUGAGAGCAGCUCCAACACUCUCUUUCUGGCCUUCCGCAGUGAUGCCUCCCUUAGCAGCAACGGAUUUGUGCUUCAGUACACAGAGAACCCCAGGGAGUCUUGCUUCGAGCCUGGUCUGGUGCGCAAUGGGACGCGGGUGGGCACAGAACUCAAGCUGGGCUCCACUGUCACCUACCACUGCGACAGCGGCUACACACUAGAGGGAGAACAAACCCUCACAUGCAUCAUGGGGGCAGAUGGCAAGCCAAGCUGGAACAAGCCCAAACCCAUCUGCACUGCGCCGUGCGGUGGGCAGUACUCAGGUUUGGAAGGAGUGGUCCUAUCCCCUGCUUACCCUGGCAACUACAGCAAUGCAAGAACAUGCCUAUACUCUGUGGCGGUUCCAAAGGAUUAUGUGGUGUUCAGCCAGUUCGCAUUCUUCCAGACAGCUCUAAACGACGUUGUGGAGGUGUUUGAUGGACCCACACAAUCCUCCCGUGUUCUUAGUUCCCUGUCCGGAGCACACACAGGCGAAUCAUUGCCGUUAGCGACAACCAACCAAAUCCUGAUACGCUUCACCUCGAAAGGUCAAUCCAGCUCGAGGGGAUUCCACCUGGUCUACCAAGCUGUGCCACGGACCAGUGCCACCCAAUGCAGCUCAGUCCCAGAGCCCCGGAAUGGACGCCGAAUGGGCAACAGUUUUGCUGUUGGCGCCGUGAUUCGCUUUGAGUGCAGCCCAGGUUAUGUGCUCGAGGGAUCGAGUGCCAUUGAAUGUCUGACAGUACCCAAUGCACUGGCACAGUGGAACAGCUCCAUCCCCAGCUGCAUAGUUCCGUGUGGAGCUAAUCUCACCCAUCGUACUGGGACCAUUUUAUCACCUGGGUUUCCAGAACCUUACCUCAACAGCCUCAACUGUGUCUGGAAGAUUACCGUUCCAGAGGGAUCGGGAAUCCAGAUUCAGGUCAUCAGCUUUGUCACAGAACAAAAUUGGGAUUCGUUGGAGGUGUUUGACGGAGGAGACAACACUGACACCAUGCUUGGCAGCUUCUCAGGCACCACGGUUCCAGCUCUCCUCAACAGUACUUCCAACCAACUCUACCUACACUUUUUCUCUGAUAUUAGCGUGUCCGCUGCUGGGUUCAGGCUGGAAUACAAAACGGUGUCUCUUACCAACUGUGCUGAACCUGUCAUUCCUAUGAAUGGCGUGAAGGUUGGGGAGCGUCUUCAGAUGAAUAAUGUGGUGUCCUUUCAGUGUGAACCUGGCUACACGCUACAGGGAAACUCACACAUCACCUGCAUGCCCGGAACUGUCCGACGAUGGAACUACCCGCCGCCUCUCUGCAUUGCCCAGUGUGGAGGAAUCCGGGAGGAGAUGGAAGGAAUGAUACUCAGCCCGGGUUUUCCUGGCAACUAUCCAAGUAAUAGCGACUGCACAUGGAGGAUCUACCUGCCAGUUGGUUAUGGAGCCCACAUACAAUUUCUCAAUUUCUCCACCGAAGCUAAUCACGAUUUCCUCGAAAUACGCAACGGGCCACUGGACACGAGUGCCGUCAUUGGCCGAUUCAGUGGACAGGAUGUCCCUUCCUCGCUUCUCACCACCUCGCAUGAGACUACAGUCUAUUUCCAUAGCGACCAUUCACAGAACAAACCAGGGUUUAGGUUUGAGUAUCAAGCUUAUGAACUACAAGAGUGCCCUGAUCCAGAGCCUUUCCACUAUGGGGUGGUAGUAGGUGCUGGCUACAACGUAGGCCAGUCCAUAUCCUUUGAGUGUCUGCCUGGAUACAAGCUUGUGGGACAUUCCAUCCUGACAUGUGAACAUGGAACAACACGCAAUUGGGAUCGUCCUUUCCCUCGCUGUGAAGUGCCUUGCGGUGGAAACAUCACAUCGGACAACGGAACCAUCUUCUCUCCACGUUACCCAGAAGAAUACCUGAACUCGGCUGACUGCUCCUGGUUGAUCACUGUGGCUCCUGGCUUUGGCAUCAAGCUCAACUUUACCUUGCUUCAUGUUCAUGGGCCCCAUGAUUUUAUUACGGUCUGGGAUGGUCCACAAGAAACAGCAAGGAAGCUUGGUGUGUUCACCGAUGGUGAGCCCAACGAACCUCCCAGCAGCACAUCCAAUCAGGUGUUGAUCCGUUUCCGAAGUAACACAGAGAAAGGUGGAUUGUUUCGCAUUGACUAUCAAGCUUACAGGCUUCAGUUCUGUCUGCCUCCGACCAUCAUUCCAAAUGCAGAGAUCCUGAUGGCAAGCAAAGAGUUUAAAAUAGGUGACAUAGUACGCUAUAGGUGCUUCCCUGGCUACCAUCUCAGCGGCAAUGACAUUCUCACGUGUCGCUUGGGGACCUAUUUGGAGUUCGAGGGGCCUCCACCCUCAUGUGAUGUGACGUGUCCCAUGAAUGAGAUACUGACGGCGUCCACAGGUGUCAUCAUGAGCCAGUCACCGGGCACCGGCUUCCCUCACUUUGAGUCAUGCUCCUGGGUGGUGAAAGUGGAAGCGGGAUACAAUGUCACUUUCACCAUUGAGCACUUCCAGACGAGCCGUCAAUUUGAUGAGCUUGAGAUCUUUGAUGGCCCAUCAAGACAGAGUCCUCUCCUGAUUACUCUCAGUGGUAACUACUCCAGCCCACUCAGCAUCACCAGUUCCAGUAACAAAGUCUACCUGCACUGGUCCUUCGACCACACGACCAGUCACAAAGGCUUCCGUAUACGCUACUCAGCGGCCUACUGCAGCCCGCCAAGCUACCCUGUAAACGGCACAGUGCACAGUCUUACGGGCACCAAAUUGGGAAGCACUCUGCGUUUCAGCUGUGACCAAGGGUUCCGACUUAUCGGCCAGAGCAGCGCCACAUGUACACGGACCGCACAGGGGAUCUAUCAGUGGAAUGCACCAGUGCCGCUCUGUCAAGUCAUAUCCUGUGGAAUGCCAGUGCCUCCUGUCAAUGGCAGCAUUAUGGGCCAGGACUUCUCUCUCGGAGCCAGGGCUUCAUACCGCUGCAAUCCAGGAUUCCGGCUUGCAGGGCCUGUCACCACUACAGUCGUCUGUCAAGAAUCUGGCCGCUGGAGCCCCAUUGAGGCACCCCCACGAUGUGUCCCGGUGACCUGCCCUGACAUCGGACACUCUGCAGUCGACCACGGCCGAUGGAGAUUAAUCUAUGGAACCCAGAACCAAUAUGAUACUAUUAUGAUGCUCAUAUGUGACCCGGGGUAUUACUACAGGGGUCAACGCGUCAUACAGUGCCAGGCCAACAGCACCUGGAACUACCCAGAUCCCCAACCAGCCUGUGACAUCAUUUCCUGUGGUGACCUUGGAACGCCACCAAACGGCAACAAGAUUGGAACACUGACUGUGUAUGGAGCCACGGCAAUUUUUUCCUGCAAUACAGGCUACACUUUAGUCGGGUCCCGCGUGCGAGAGUGCAUGUCCAAUGGACUCUGGAGCGGAACACAGGUCCAGUGUCUGGCUGGCCAUUGCGGCACCCCUGAGCCCAUUGUGAACGGGCAGAUCAAUGGGGAGAACUACAACUAUAGAGGUAGUGUUGUAUACCAAUGUAACCCAGGAUUUCGCCUCAUCGGGGUGUCUGUGAGGAUCUGUGAACAGGAUCACCGCUGGUCAGGGCAAACCCCCGUCUGUGUCCCUAUCACAUGCGGUCACCCCGGUAACCCCACCUUUGGUAUGACCCAAGGAUCCCAGUUCAGCUUAAAUGAUGUGGUCCAUUUUAUCUGCAAUACUGGAUAUGUUCUCCUGGGGCCCGUUAAGUCCACAUGCCAGGCUAACGGGCAGUGGAGUAGCGCUCUGCCUCGCUGUAAAAUUGUGAACUGCACAGACCCAGGCCAUGUGGAAAAUAGUGUCAGGCAGGUCUUAACCAGUGGACCACAUCGCUACAGCUUCCAGACCACUGUGUCAUACCGCUGUAACCCGGGCUACUACCUGCUGGGAACCAGCUCCAUCUCCUGUCAAGGUGACGGUACCUGGGACCGCUCCCUGCCCAAGUGCCUUUUGGUGUUGUGUGACCGGCCCAGCAUACCUCCCUACGCCCAGAUCUCAGGCGACCGUCGGACCGUGGGCUCGGUCAUCCGCUACAGUUGCAUCGGCCAGCGUACCAUCAUUGGCAACACGACGCGCAUGUGCCAGCUGGAUGCGCAAUGGAGCGGCUCACCGCCACACUGCUCUGGGGACGCUGCAGGACUCUGUGGAGAUCCAGGCGUUCCUGUGCAUGGCAUCCGUUUGGGAGACGAGUUCACAGUGGGUAGCGUGGUGCGCUUCAGCUGUGAGCCGGGUUACAUGCUGAAAGGUUCCCCUGAGAGAAGUUGCCUGGCCAAUCGGACCUGGCUGGGUACUCAGCCUGAGUGUCAUGUAAUAUCCUGUGGAAACCCUGGAACUCCUCGGAAUGCCCAGAUCCUAGUCCACGAUGGCCUCACCUUUUCCAGAUCCAUUACUUACGCCUGCAGGGAGGGCUACUACUCUACGGGCCUGCUAACCCGUCACUGUACGAUAAACGGCACCUGGACUGGCAACAUGCCUGAGUGCUCUGUAAUCAACUGCGGUGACCCUGGCAUACCAGCCAAUGGGGUGAGGUCUGGGAAUGAUUUUACCUACAGCCAUACGGUUAGUUUCCAGUGUUCUCCUGGUUUCACCAUGGACGCUGACCGUGCCUCCACCCUCGUCUGCACCAAGGACCGCACCUGGAACGGCACCAAACCUCUCUGCAAGGCAAUUGUAUGUGGUUCGCCCCCGAUCAUUCCUAAUGGACAGGUGGUUGGGACAGACUUCAACUGGGGCUCCAGCAUCAGUUACUCCUGUAACCAAGGUUACCAGCUGUCACUCCCCACUGUGUUAAUUUGCCAAGGCAAUGGCAAUUGGAGCGGGGAGAAACCGCAGUGCUUCCCUGUUUUCUGUGGAGACCCUGGCUUUCCUGCCCAAGGGAGAAGGGAGGACCGGGGAUUUACCUACCUUUCGUCAGUCUCCUUUUCCUGCUAUUCUCCCUUCAUCCUGGUGGGCUCUACCAGGAGGUAUUGCCAAUAUGAUGGCACUUGGAGUGGAACACAACCUUCUUGCAUAGAUCCUACACACACGACCUGCAUAGACCCGGGCACGCCUCUUUUUGGGAAUCAGAACAGUAGCCAAGGAUAUCAGAUCAGCAGCACGGUGUUCUUCAGCUGUAGAAAAGGCUACUUGCUGCAGGGUUCUAUAUCUCGGACUUGUCUGCCCAACCUCACUUGGAGUGGUUUUCAGCCUGAGUGCAUCGCUCACCACUGCAGCCAGCCAGAGCUGCCAGCCCAAUCGGACGUGCGGGCCAUUGAACUGCCAUCCCUCGGCUACACACUGAUCUAUACGUGCCAGCCCGGAUUCUACUUGGCUGGAGGAUCAGAGCACAGGACCUGCAAGUCCGAUGGGAGCUGGACUGGGAAACCACCUCUCUGUGCAGCUGAUAACCGUCCAAGUGGUAAGAGCCCAGUGGGAACAGUGCAGGAGCCUCCUUCCAAAUUGCCCGUCCCAGGCGGUGUAUUUGCAAAGAACUCUCUCUGGAGGGGCUCGUAUGAGUACUUGGGGAAAAAGCAGCCCGCCAUGCUCAGCAUCACUGCCUUUGAGCCGUUUAGCAACCGCGUCAAUGGAACACUACUUGACCACAGUGGCGUGGAACUCAAACUCGCGGGCACAUAUAAAAGAGAAGAAGCUCACCUGCUACUCCAGGUUCACCAAAUCCGAGGCCCCGUGGAGAUCUUUGUCAACAAGUUCAAAAUUGACAACUGGGCCCUGGAUGGACACGUGUCCUACAUCUCUUCAUCCAACUCCUUUGUGUACCAAGGAUUUGUCCGUGGAAAAGGCUUUGGACAGUUUGGUCUCCAGAGACUGGAGAGUUUAGAUCCCAGCAGAGACAAAACAGCCUACAACUUUGCGUCCAACAGCAGUUCUGUGGCCGCAGCCAUCCUAGUGCCUUUUAUAGCCAUGAUCAUCGCAGGCUUCGCUCUGUACCUCUACAAACACAGAAGAAGACCCAGGGUCCCUUUCAAUGGCUACGUGGGCCAUGAGAACACUAAUGGACGGGCUACAUUCGAGAACCCCAUGUAUGACCGCAACAUUCAGCCUACUGACAUCAUGGCCAAUGAGACGGAGUUCACAGUCAGCACAGUGUGCACAGCUGUAUAGUGACUGCUUCCUGUCAAGUCUCGGGAGGAGAUGUUUGCCCCAUCUUCGAGGAUAUCACUCCUUGAGCAAGAUGGCAAAUUUUAUUCACAGAAGAAAAAAAAAGAAACAUCCUUGACACGAAAGAAGCAACACCAAGUCAGCUACAACAGAAUGCUUUUUGUGGCUGAAGAGUUCUUAUCUCGUCUGGAGAAAAUGUUUUCACCUGAAAGUGUGUAGAAGCUGUGGCCGCUUUCUUCAUCACCCUCGGCCGCAACCCAAAAGAAAUAUACAGUUGGUAUAUGAACCAGAGAUCAACAUACAAGAGAAAGAUAUGUCAGUUUGAAAGAGCCGGACUGGUCUUUACGUUGCUGUAUGUGCUCUGGUUUUCCAUUACUUUGUUUGGAUUUUUACCCCACUUGCUUUCUGUAAUGAUAAACUCCACCCACGGCCAUGUGCUUCUAUGGCUGGUCCCAUCCACUCGUCUGCUUCCCUGGAGGAUACAUUUAAAAUGCAAUCCCAAGGCCAUGUUGGAGAGAAAUAUUCAGUCCGUACUUUUUUUUUUUUUUGCUGAUGUUCUGCAAGCAGUCCAGUAGUGUCCAUUGCAAAGUUUUGAGUGAGAAAAGGGCUGCAGAAAAAGCACUUAGUGAGGCAAGAUGGUUGAUGUUGAUCUCUGCAACCCUGAGGUAAAUUUCCCGUCCAUUCCAUCUUCUAAUUUUAAUAUGGCUUUAUUUCUCUACCCUACAUACGCACAGCUCAAAACCAGAAGCAUCAGUCCCUGCGUUCCUAGCCUAAUGUUUAGACACUGAUGAAAACACUUCUCCAUCAGUGCAUAAUCACCUAGAAAACAUGUUACUUGUCGUGUUUCCAAAGAUCUUAACAGAUCUGUAGGAGCGUUCCAUUGUGGGAACUGCAAACUCAGCUCACAAAGUGUUCAUAUCUGCAGUGCACCACCCCAAGAAGUGACUAGGAGGCACUUGGCUGGAUGAGUCAGUGAUUAACGUCUGCUGGAUUACAUUUGGGUUUUUUUUCCCCCUUCUGAGUUAACUUUUGACAGCUCACUUUCUUUUGAAAGCCUAGCUUUUCUUUGUUUUGUCUCGGCUUGCCAUGACUAGGUCGCAGGGGGCUUCUUCAAAGAUGUGACGGCAGGCGAGUUGCAGGCAUACUGAUUGGUUGGAAUUAAGAUAAAGUUAGCUACGGAAUCAAUGAAAGGGUGCUAAAAUGAAUUACCAAUCACCGUGCCCCUUGCUAUUUACCUCUAAGUACCCCCAUACCUGCGUGGAUGCUAAAGUGGCAUGGGUAGUGCUUGAACUCCACUACAACAAAUGGAGCCAUUACAUGCGCUUUGUGUUAAUUUUUUUUGCCAUGUUGUGGAGUCUCAAAAUUGCCAUCUGUUUUCCCAAUGACAGGGCCCAUAGUUGAUGAUGUAAUCCAAUUUAGCGUGGCAUCCUUUUAACAUAUACAUAUACAGUAUCAUAUUUGAAUGCAGCAGAGUGGCUUUGACAUACCAAAUCAGCAUCCAUACAAACAGGUUUUUAAUGAAGUGUUUAUAAUCACAUACAUACAUAAUUUCCCACAGAAAUCCAGGCCUUUGAAACCAAUCACUGUAAUGUUCCUUCAAUCAGAGUGGCUGUGGGGCUGGUAAUUGUUUUUACAAUGUUAUUACUUUUACAGCCCCUCACUUAUCUCAAUGCCACAGAUAGAAUAUUGCCCCUUGCCGGCCGUGCUCGUGAAUUGAUGGAAAAGGAAACAAUUGAAUUACCCCAGAGAUUUCACGGUGGAGUGGAGCACCCACGUUAUCUCGCACGGCAUUGGCUCUCACUUCUCACAGUCGUAUGGAGGUGGCAAUAUCAUGUAUUUUUUCUCUCUGGUAUUCUGAAUAUUUUGCUCAUUUCCAGGUGGGUCUUUUUAAUUGAGUUUCCAGUGCAACAUUUAACAGAUAAUAACGCCCUUUGUUAAGCUUAAUUGAAUAGCCAACAGGAUGCAUUUACUGUUUCCUACGACAGGAACAGUUUUGAUUGUUUUUCCGUACAAGGGCUCAAUCUAAAGGACCAGACUCAAACCUUCCCCCUCUGUUUUUUCUACCUUCUCCACUUUCCAAUAAGCACUUUAUGUUCAUCAUAGUGCCUUGUUAGGGGCUCAUUAUACUGGUUUGCUGCAAAACGUCCAAAAGGCAUAGAUUGGGGGUCUUCAUUAUUGCUCUUGCUGUCUAAUCCUUUACUUCAGUGGUUCUCAACUGGUUUGGCUGGGAGACCCACCAUCACCCCACCAUGACAAGUGGUGACCCAAAUGGCGGCUAUUUUUCAAUUUAUAUUUAAAGGGACGGCUACCCAGAGGGCAUUAACUUUCUUUAUUGGGGGUGUAAUUCCCCCAUGCGACACGACCCUGUCUCUCUCUCUCUUUAUGGCACGCUCUUCUCCAGCAGAUGUCUGCAGCUGUGUGUCCCGCUCACUCAAGCUUGACAAUGUUGCCGAUAAAACAUGGCAUUCACCUCCAAUAACACAGACACGAGUCCCCCCCCCCCCCCCCACCUGCAACCCACUGAAAACGUUUCUGUGACCCACCCACCAGUUGAGAAUCACUGCUUUAUAUGAAAUGCAUGUGUUACACGCAUUCUUCACAUCUGUGUUAUUUUUGUAAGGAAGAUAUGUUGGGCUCUGUCACAUUUUUCUUGCUAUUUUGGUCAUUUUUAGGAUAUUACAGUAGUAUAAUGUGUGGAGGGAUUAACGCCAAUAGCGUGAUUUAUGUGUUCUAGCAUGUUUUUGGAAGUCUAUAACCAAAGAAAUUAAGUUCAACUUUUCCAUUCUUGAUGUUGCAUCUCUUAGUUUUGCAAGUUUUUUUUAAACAGGGCCAAGAUAUUCUCAGAAUAUGACGCUGGGUAUUUAACAGAAAUGGGAAAGUUUCACCUAACGAGAGUUACGUCUUCAUUUGGGAGGUUAGUCCAGAAAGUUCUCUCCAGGAAAGUGCACUGAAGUUAUAUGAGGAUGUCAGAGUUAUGCUUAAAGAGUUAUCAGCCAACUUCCUGGUUCUUUUGCAUAUUUAAAGACAUAGACUCUGUCCAUCUUCGACACAUUUUUGUUAUCAGCGAGGCACAGCUCUCUCUAGCUCACCAUCUCGUCUAUAAUGAAACACACCACGGUUCCUCUUCCCGCGAAGUUAACUCCUCACAGUCAGGGAAGCAGAAGCUCCUCGGUUUGACUGCUCAGUCCCACCCAACAGUUUACGUAUGAAACAAUCCGUCAACCAUGGGGUAAACUCUCCUUUGUCAUCUCCAGUGUAGCAUCCGGGGCCAAAGCCACUCUCACUGCUGUGUGAACGCACAAUUUAGCAUCAGCUUUUAGCCUGUGACUCAAGCUUAGGCCCGGCAGUUACAUAAUUUUUCUGAAUGUACUUCAUUCCACUGAGUGUGUCCCAAGACUUCAAAAUGAGCUUUUUAUCUUGAGCAGCAUUUUUUUUUGCUCAAAAUACUUUAAUGCUAGUGCUCACCUUUUGCAAGCAGGUGGAAAAAAAAGAUUAUUCUUUUUACAAAAAUCUCUAAAGCGGCAACUGAAUCCCUUGAUGACUCAAAAGCACCUGAGUGAGCUCCAUGCAGCUCUUUUAAAAGACUCAACAGCAUCACCGCAUACAUGUACUGAUAACGUCAAACCGAAAUGAAAACGGACAGGAGAGGACUGUGUAACUUUAAAGUGUCUCUAAAGAAAAAAAAAGAGAGAAUAUUAACAAAUUAAAAAAAAAACAUUUUUGUACAGAGAUAUAUUUUUAUGAAAAUACAUUUGUAAUAUAAAAUGAAGAAAAUCUGAAUUGACAUAUGUACUUUUUUCCAUUAUUGUAGUACAAAUGCUAGUGGGGAGUGUGUGUGUGGUGGGUAAGGGGGUAUAUGCGUAUGUGUGUGAGUGUGUAUGUGUUUGUGUGUGUGUAUGUGUGUAUAUAUAUAUAUACACAUACACACACAUCUCUAUACAAAUAUAUACAAAGAAAAUAGAAAACAAGGCUUUUUUGUAUGUGUAAAAAAGAUUGUACAUAAAAGUUUACAUACGUAUUGUAAAUAUGUAAGACCCACCAUGGCUUGUCUGCAAUAUAUAAAAUGUAUUUUAUCCGUCUGUAUAUGAUGCUUUGCAUUGUGUCUAAGCUUAUUCUACUUUCUUGAACUUGAAACUUAUUUUGAAGGUUUUGGAAUAAAAUAUUUUAAAAAAUA